Tachysurus vachellii is the source of this 6754-nucleotide messenger RNA. RefSeq names its product MET proto-oncogene, receptor tyrosine kinase (gene met). The record is from RefSeq and is a predicted model, not a curated record. Gene Ontology annotation, cellular component: membrane; signaling receptor complex. The coding region runs from base 444 to 4577 and encodes 1377 amino acids. Gene Ontology annotation, molecular function: ATP binding; protein binding; transmembrane receptor protein tyrosine kinase activity. The transcript is spliced from 22 exons. Lineage: Eukaryota; Metazoa; Chordata; Actinopteri; Siluriformes; Bagridae. Gene Ontology annotation, biological process: nervous system development; protein phosphorylation; cell migration.
CCAUCACUGGAUCCACUCGCACGCGCACUGCGCGAGCUACGCCACAAACCUUUAACGGUUUUUGUAUAAAAGCGCUCGCGGAGGAAAAGUGGAGCGUUAACACCGGCAUCACGGUACAACCAGAGAUCUUUUUCCCUGUUUGUUUGUUCUGUUCAUUCAUUCAUUUAUUUAUUUUAACGGACGUGAUAAGAGGAAAAAACUUAGAGCUCGCGCGCUGAGAGAAACUUUUUUGGCAGCCCGAUGCUGCGCGAGACGGCGGUUGAACCGGACGCACGCGCAUGUGUCGCCUGACAGGAUUUGUAAAGAUGUGAUUUCGGAUAUUAAUAAAUAUAUAUUUUUUAUUCUGUCGACGACAGUAAAGCUACAUUUUAACCGGGAGCAGUUUGGGAUCCGGCUGAAGCCUUGUACGUUCAGCGCUCCGGUUUAAAGCGACUACAAACAAAAUGGGAAUUAUCCUUCCCAGUGCCGCAUGCGUUCUUCUCGUCCUCCAGAUGUUAUGGUGCUGCAUAUUCGGCCAGUGUGUAGAGCCGAGUGAAAUCUUCAAGCUUAAUCUUUCAGUGACGUACGACCUCCCUCACUUUGUCUCAAACACACCUGUCCAGAAGCUUCUAGUUUUCAACGGGAGCGUAUAUGUCGGCGCUACCAACGUCCUUUUUGCUUUAUCUGGUGACCUGCUGAAGAAAGUAGAUGAUUAUCAGACCGGACCUGUUCAUGAUGGCCCACAAUGCAGAGCUUGUGAAGGCUGCGCAGGCCAACCUCCCAACGCUAAUAACACCAGCAUGGCCCUGAUAAUGGAGACCUACUAUGACCCCGAGCUGUUCCUCUGCGGCUCGGUCGGGAACGGCGUCUGCAGCCGGCACCUGCUGGAAGACGGGCAGCUAGACGUCGAAGUCGACUGCAUGGGUUCCAACAACAUCGAUGACAGCCGAUACGUCGCCGGUCCGGCCGGGACGCAGGUCGUGAACGUGGAAGUCGGUAGAGUCGUGAGGUUCUUUGUCGCUAAUUCCGAGCCUCUCGAUCCGUUUCCGUCUCCUGCUCCACGCCUUCACCACACCAUCUCCGUAAGGAAGAUGUGGGAAACCCAGGACCGCUUCGAGUUUGUUUCUGAGCAGUCUUACAUGGACCUGAAGCCGGCGCUGCGUGGGAAUUACCCUCUGCACUACGUUUACUCCUUCCACAGUGGCUCGUAUGUUUAUUUCCUCACCGUCCAGCGCGAGAGCAGCACCUCUAGAGCUUUCCACACACGGAUUGUCCGGAUCUGCUCCUCCGACCUGGAGCUUCAACACUACGUGGAAAUGCCCUUCGAGUGCAUCUACUCUGAGAAAGGCAGACGGAAACGUUCGACCCAGAUGGUGUUCAACGUCCUGCAGGCAGCUCACGUGGCCAAAACCGGUAGCAACCUCCGCAGGGAGAUGGGCUUUAAAGAAGGAGAAGACGUGCUCUUCGCCGCGUUCGCCAAGAGCAAGCCCAACUCCCCCGAACCCACAGCAAGUUCCACGGUGUGCGUCAUCUCUGUCGCCGAAAUCAACAACUUCUUCAAGGACUUCAUGAGGCAGGCUUUCACCAAGCCGCUCUACCACCUAACUGGAGCCAAGAUGAAGUCCUACAACCAGAGCUCGGUUGGUGAUUCCGUUGGCUGUGGGAAGCACGACAAAGGUUACAGGUUGGAGGUUAAAGGAACCAAUCCACGUAAAGACUGGUUUAACGGCCGCUUCAGGAACGUUCUCCUGACCUCCAUCGCUGUGGUGCCUGUGCAGGAGCACACAGUGGCUACCCUGGGGACUGCUGAUGGGAGAGUCAUCCAGGUGGUGGUUUCCCGUUUUGGCAACACAGAGCCGCAUGUGAACUUCCUCUUGGACACGCUCCCCGUCUCCUCAGAAGUCGGCGUGUUGUCUCCACAGAGCCCGGACGCCUCCUUACUGCUGGUCACAGGAAAGAAGAUAUCUAAGGUGCCUGUAAUCGGACCUGGUUGUGAGCAGUUGUUAAACUGCAGCUCCUGUCUGCUCGCUCCUGCCUUCAUGGGCUGUGGUUGGUGCCGGAACAGGAACCUCUGCACACGCUCACCUCGGUGCACCGGCUCGUUCUGGAGCCAAGAUUCCUGCCCGCUCCUCAUCUCCGAGAUCAUUCCUAAAACAGCUCCACUGAAAGGCCAGACCAACAUCACGAUCUGCGGCAAAAACUUCGGCUUCAGCAAGAAAGACCGCUUUGACGCCAGGCUCAUUGAAGUCGACGUGGCUGGAGCGAAGUGCAGGCUGUUGGAAAAAGAAGUCAGCAGCCAUCGAUUGAUUUGUAGCCUGGAUCAUGUGAACGUUUCCAAAUUCGAUCGCUCUGUCCGAGUACGCAGCGGGAAGGAGGAAGGACAGCUGGAGGGAUUCUCGUUUGUGAACCCUGAUAUUAAAGGAAUCAUUCCAGAAUUCGGUCCCAAAUCUGGUGGGACCACGUUGACCAUUAAGGGCUCGUACCUGAACAGUGGAAGUUCACGAAAGGUUACGAUCGGAACUGGUACCUGUGUGGUGCAGAAUUUAUCAGCCGACAUGCUGACGUGUCAGACUCCAUCUCAGGACUCACCUUCCCUGCACAAGCUGCAGCUUCAUAUCGACGGAGUGACGGUUCAAGCUCCGUCCAAUUACACCUACAACGAGGAUCCUCUCAUCCACAACGUACAGCCCACGCGCUCCUUCAUCAGUGGAGGCAGCACAGUGAUAGCGUCUGGCGUCUACCUCCACUCAGCCAUGCGGCCUCAGAUGGUCCUCAGCGGUCCUCCGUUCUCCAAGGACAAAGAGGUUCAUGUGACCUGCGCUCAGAGUGAAGACAAACUGGCCAUCGUGUGCAUCACUCCAUCGCUGAAGGGCCUCAACCUUCGUCCGCCGGUCGCCACCAAGAUGAAGUUCGUGCUCGACGGCUUCUCGACACGCCAGUACGACUUGACCUACGUGGAGGACCCGAAGUUUGAUGAGUUUCAGAAGCCUACUCUUACUCCCAGAGGAAGCAAGAGUGUGCUGGAGAUUAAGGUUCCUCGCGUGGACGUGGAAGCGGUAAAGGGGGAGGUGCUACGAGUGUCCAAUCGCUCGUGCGAGAGUGUAGUCUUGGUGGGAAACACACUGGAGUGCACGGUGCCCUCUGAACUCCAGAGCGCAUCCAGAGAGCUAGAGGUGGAGUGGAAACAGGCCUCGUCCUCCAUCAACCUGGGCCGUGUAGUUUUGGCCCAGGAGCAGGACUACAGGCCGCUGAUCGCCGGCGUGGUGUGUGUGUCCAUCCUGCUGCUCUUCCUGCUCGCGCUCUUCGCCUGGAUCAAGAGGAAGAAGCACAUCGACGAUUUAACUGAGGGGAUGGUUUGGUAUGACGGCCGUGCACACAUUCCACACUUGGACAUGCUGGCAAACGCGAGGAGUGUCAGUCCCACUAACGAAUUGGUGUCUCACGAGUCUCUGGACUAUAGAACUACUUUGCUUGAGGACCAGAACCUGCCGAUGUCUCCGAGCGAGACGUGUCGUCCUUCGCCGUACAUCCGCACGCACGUGGACCUGUCCUCCGUGCUGGGGGCAGAAGGAGACCUGUCUUCUCCCCUCCUGCCCGGUUCUGCCCCUGUGGAUCUGAGCUGCCUCCACCCUGAGCUGCUGAAAGAGGUGCAGCACGUCGUCAUCGCCAGGGAAGACCUGCUCUUACACGUCAACGAGAUUAUCGGAAGAGGACACUUCGGCUGUGUUUUCCACGGGACCCUGCUAGAGCCAGACGGCCAGAAACAGCACUGCGCGAUCAAGUCACUAAACCGUAUCACAGACAUAGAAGAGGUGUCCCAGUUCCUGAAGGAAGGAAUCAUCAUGAAAGACUUCAGCCAUCCCAAUGUUCUGUCUCUUCUCGGAAUCUGCCUGCCCAGUGAAGGCUCUCCUCUAGUGGUGCUUCCUUACAUGAAGCACGGAGACCUGCGCAACUUCAUCCGAGACGAGAGUCACAACCCCACCGUGAAGGAUCUCAUGGGCUUCGGCUUGCAGGUAGCCAAAGGCAUGGAGUAUCUCGCCAGCAAGAAGUUUGUUCACCGAGAUCUCGCAGCCAGGAACUGCAUGCUGGAUGAGAGUUACACAGUGAAGGUGGCUGACUUUGGCCUGGCCAGAGACGUGUACGAUAAGGAAUACUACAGCGUGCACAACAAAAGCGGAGUCAAGCUGCCAGUGAAGUGGAUGGCUUUAGAAAGCCUUCAGACUCACAAGUUUACCACCAAGUCCGAUGUCUGGUCAUUUGGGGUGUUGCUAUGGGAACUGAUGACCCGAGGAGCCCCGCCCUACUCCGACGUCAACUCCUUCGACAUCACGGUUUUCCUCCUGCAAGGACGAAGACUGCUGCAGCCGGAGUUCUGCCCUGAUGCCCUCUACAACGUGAUGAUCGAGUGCUGGCACCCCAAACCGGAGCGGCGCCCCGCCUUCUACGAGCUCGUCUCGCGCAUCUCCGCUAUCUUCUCCAGCUUCUCCGGAGAGCACUACAUCCUCCUGAACACCACCUACGUCAACAUCGACAAGAUGACGCCCUACCCUUCUCUCAUCUCGUCUCAGAGCCAGCUGGACCGGGACUGCUGCACCUGAGAGCCGAGACGGAACACACACACACACACACACACACACACACACACACACGCACACACACACGCACAAAACAGGAGGACAAGGAAGGGAGGAAUGCUGUCCGGGAUGACUGUAAAGGGAGGAAGCUGAUUAUCUGAUUGUCUUUAUCACUGUAGAUAGAGUAGAGCGCUCUGCAGCAGGAGGAGGUUUAAUCCCUCAGAGCCGCCGCCGAUGCUGAUAUGAACUCGAUUAGAGAGACUGACAGACACAGAGCAGCUCUCAGGAUGUCGUCUCUCACACAGACUUUAUUAAGAGCCUGUGGAGGAGUCCAGGAACAUCUGCACACUUCUGGCAGGACAUUACAGCAGGACGGGACUCUGUCCGCCGAACACUGGAUGGCGUGAUGAAAUGUUACGGUAGUUUGUAUGUAAGGAGGCUUCGACGUCGUUACUGAUAUCGAUGCCUGACCUGUUAAGAUAUCAGACUUACAGCUGAACAGAGACUGAAAAGCUUGUUCUGUAACCUUACACUGUCCACCCAAUGUCAUAUACACUUUACAGCCAAAAGUAUGUGCACCCCUGACCAUCACACCUACGUCAAAUUGUAGCAUAAAGUUUGAUUAACACAAUUAUAUCAAACGCCUCUGUGUGCUGUAGCUUUAGGCUCCAGUGUGACAAAGCUACUGAGCUCCAUGAAGACAUGGUGUGGACGUGAAGGUUGGAGUGAAGAACUUGAGUGUCCUGCACAGAGCCCUGACUCUGGAGGCCUGACUCUGGAUCCCUGACUCUGGAGCCCUGACUUUGGAGCCCUGACUCUGGAGCCCUGACUUUGGAGCCCUGACUCUGGAGCCCUGACUUUGGAGCCCUGACUCUGGAGCCCUGACUCUGGAGCCCUGACUCUGGUGCCUUGACUCUGGAUCCCUGACUCUGGAGCCCAGACUUUGGAGCCCUGACUCUGGAGCCCUGACUCUGGAGUCCUGACUUUGGAGCCCUGACUCUGGAGCGCUGACUCUGGAUACCUGACUCUUGAGCCCUGACUCUGGAGCCCUGACUCUGACGCCCUGACUCUGGAGCCCUGACUCUGUCUCGACCCCACUGAACACCUUUGUGAUGAACUGGAGUCUCCUCAACAUCCCGACAUCGGGGUCUGAUCUCACUGAUGCUCCUGUAGCUGAACGAAUGAACACAAAUCACAGCUUCGCUCCAACAUCUAGUGCGAGAGAAGCUUCCCAGAAGAGAAGAUUGGAGCUGAUUAUAACAGCAAACACAGAGGGAAUAAAUCUGGAAUGAGAUGUUCAGGGUGCACAAACUUUUAAACUUAACUAAAAGUUUAAUGAACGCGGUUCUCACGGCUGUUGUUGUCACAGCUCUGAAAAAGUCUUACGGACGCAGCACUAAUCGUGUUUCUUUUCUUUUCACUUGUACAAAUAAUCACGUUAUGGACUAUAGAAGCUUACACAAUCUCUCACCACAACACAAUCUCUGAUCUUAAAGAAAUCCCGAUGAUUUUUUUUUUUCUUAAAGUCAGUGUGAAUCUCUGUGACGUAUGAAUGUGAGUUAAAGUUCCCCCGAACGUGUAAAUACUGUCCGAUCUCGUGUCUGAUCUGCUGUGUUAUUAAUUAUAAUGUAAAUAUUAUACACAGACUGAUGUAUUGUAUCAUAAAGGACUCGGUGGAUAAAAAGUUCUUCACUGUAUAUUGUACAGAGAUGGGGGACUCGAGUCAUAUGACUUGACUCGAGUCAGAAUUAAGUCGCAAAUUUGAGACUUGCUUGACAAAUAUUAAAAAAAGACUCGACUUGACUUUGACUUGACAUUCAUGACUUGAGACUCGACUCGGAUUCGAGUUAAAUGACUCAGAGAUGGGGGACUUGACCUGACUCGAGUCAGACUUAAGUCGCAAAUUUGAGACUUGAGACUUGCUUGACAAAUAUUAAAAAAAGACUCGACUUGACUUUGACUUGACAUUCAUGACUUGAGACUCGACUCGGAUUCGAGUUAAAUGACUCAGAGAUGGGGGACUCGACUUGAGACUUACUUGUGUCUUGCACAUGUGUGACUUUACUCCCACCUCUGAUAUUGUAGCAGGCGACUUCCUGUCCACACACACGACUCUCACAGUGGCUCUGUGUGAAUAAGGUACAGAUAAUGUCUUGUUUUUAUUCCUUGUGACUUUGUUUAAUAAAGUUCCAUCAUCAGCG